Molecule: messenger RNA, 4110 nt
Organism: Enhydra lutris kenyoni (northern sea otter)
Lineage: Eukaryota; Metazoa; Chordata; Mammalia; Carnivora; Mustelidae
Product: nidogen 2
Exons: 21
Coding region: 1-4110 (1369 amino acids)
Biological process (GO): cell-matrix adhesion
Cellular component (GO): basement membrane
Molecular function (GO): calcium ion binding
Source: RefSeq, a predicted model, not a curated record
AUGCGGGGGGACCGGGCCGCCCGGCGACUGGCGUUGCCAUCGCUGCCGCCGCCGCCACUGCUGCUGCUGCUGCUGCUGUCCCGAGCCGGGGCGCUGCACCCAGAGGAGCUCUUCCCCUACGGUCAAUCGCGGGGGGACCAGCUUCUGCAGGAAGGCGACGACGAAAGCUCAACCCCAGUGAAGCUGGCGAGUCCCCUGCGCUUCUACGAAGCCCAGUUCAGCUACCUCUACGUGGGCACCAACGGUAUCAUCUCCACUCAGGACUUCCCUAGGGAGACCCAGUACGUGGACGACGAUUUCCCCACAGACUUUCCGGCCAUUGCCCCGUUCCUGGCGGACAUCGACACGAGUCGGGGCCGGGGCCAGGUCCUGUACCGUGAGGACACGUCCCUGGCAGUGCUGGGCCUGGCCGCCCGCUACGUGCGCGCAGGCUUCCCGCGCACCGCGGCGCACUUCACCCCCACCCACGCCUUCUUGGCCACCUGGGAGCAGGUGGGCGCCUACGAGGAGGCCAGCAGCCGGGUGCCGCCCUCAGGAGAGCUGAACACUUUCCAGGCAGUUUUGGCAUCUGAUGAGUCUGAUACCUACGCCCUCUUUCUUUACCCUGCCAAUGGCCUUCAGUUCUUUGGAACUCGCCCCAAAGAGUCUUACAACGUCCAGCUUGAUCUUCCCGCCCGGGUGGGCUUCUGCCGAGGGGAGGUCGAUGACCCGAAGAGAGAGGGACCCUAUUUCAGCCUGACCAGCACUGAACAGUCUGUGAAAAAUCUCUACCAACAGAGCAACCUGGGGGUUCCUGGAGUGUGGGCUUUUCAUAUCGGCAGCACCUCCUCACUGGACAAUAUCAGGCCAGCCACCCUUGGAGGAGACCUUACCAAAGCCCGCCCUUCACCUCCCCUGGAGCAGUCCUUUGGCCCUACAGCAGCUCCGGAAAGUGACUACACUGAAGACAAUCUGGAUUACUAUGAUGAGAAUGAGGGAGAAGUGGAGUACCCCCCAAGUGAGCCAGAGGACACAUGGAAAGGCCAAAGCAACAUUGAGGUUUCCUUCCAACCGAAAGCUGAUGAUCGGCCCCUCUCGCCUGAAACCGAAUCGGCCACCUUGGAGCCUCAAACCAAAGAGGGGAGAGCUCCGGGUGGGGUAGAUGCCCCAGAUUUAAAUGGCGCAGUCGAGUCUUCUGAACAGCAAGGGACCAGAAGCCCAGCUCCUUCAGAGAUAGAAGGAGAUUCACCGGGUCUGACCUGGGGAGCCCCGCCUCCCCACGCAGAGGGACCGUCCCUGCCUUCAGAAGAGGAUGUCCCUCCAGCCCACCCAGAAGGAAAGGCCGUUCUAAAUUACCCCGUGCUAGCUCACACUCCACCACUGGGGCUGGGGAGGCAAGUGCUAGGCGUGGAGGAUGUCAUCGGUUCCAGCACUGAGGUCUUCACGUAUAAUGCUGCCAACAAAGAAACCUGUGAACACCACCAUGGACAGUGCUCCCGGCACGCCUUCUGCACCGACUACGCCACCGGCUUUUGCUGCCACUGCCAGUCCAGGUUUUACGGAAAUGGGAAGCACUGUCUCCCAGAAGGGGCACCUCAUCGAGUCAACGGGAAAGUGAGUGGCCACCUCCUCGUGGGCCACAUGCCCGUGCACUUCACGGACGUGGACCUGCACGCUUACAUCGUGGGUAAUGACGGCAGAGCCUACACGGCCAUCAGCCACAUCCCUCAGCCCGCCGCCCAAGCCCUUCUCCCGCUCAUACCGAUCGGAGGCCUAUUUGGCUGGCUCUUCGCUUUACAAAAACCAGGCUGGGAGAACGGCUUCAGCUUCACAGGUGCUUCCUUUACACAUGAGAUGGAAGUUACUUUCUACCCAGGAGAAGAGAGGGUUCGAAUCACUCAGACUGCCGAGGGACUUGACCCGGAGAACUAUCUGAGCAUUAAGACCGACAUUCAAGGCCAGGUGCCUUACAUCCCAGUGAAUUUCACUGUCCAUAUAGCUCCCUACAAGGAGAUUUACCACUACUCAGACUCAGCUGUGACCUCCACAAGUUCCAGAGACUACUCACUCACCUCUGGUGCUAUCAACCAGACACGGUCCUACCGCAUCUACCAGAACAUCACUUAUGAGGCCUGCAGACAUGCCCCCAGACACCUGGCCGUCCCCACCACCCAGCAGCUGAACGUGGACCGGGUCUUUACCUUGUACACAGAUGAAGAAAAGGUGCUUAGAUUUGCCGUGACCAAUCAGAUUGGCCCAGUUGAAGGGAACUCAGACCCCGUCCACGUGAAUCCUUGCUACGAUGGGAGACACACAUGUGACAUGAGGGCUCAGUGCCAUCCAGGGGCAGGGGUAGACUACACCUGUGAGUGUGCCUCUGGGUACCAGGGAGAUGGACGCAGCUGUGUGGAUGUAAAUGAGUGUGCAACUGGCUUCCAUCGCUGUGGCCCCAACUCCAUGUGUAUCAACUUGCUGGGAAGCUACAGGUGUGAGUGCCGGAGUGGUUAUGAGUUCGCAGAUGACGGGCACACUUGCACCUUGAUCAGCCCCCCUCCCAACCCCUGUGAGGAUGGCAGUCAUUCCUGUGCUCCCGCUGGCCAGGCCCGGUGCAUUUCCCAUGGAGGCAGCACGUUCAGCUGCGCCUGCCUUCCUGGUUACACAGGCAACGGGCACCAGUGUACUGAUGUUGAUGAAUGCUCAGAAAACAGAUGUCACCCGUCAGCUACCUGCUACAAUACCCCUGGCUCCUUCUCCUGCCGAUGCCACCCUGGCUAUCAUGGGGAUGGAUUUCAGUGUACCCCUGACCCCUCCUCGGGGCUGAAACCCUGCGAACUACAGCAGCGCCAGGCCCAGGCUCAGCACACCUAUCCCGGCAGCCGGAUGCACAUCCCCCAGUGCGAUGAGCAGGGCCACUUCCUGCCACUGCAGUGUCACGGCAUGACCGGCUUCUGCUGGUGCGUGGACUCCGACGGCCACGAAGUCCCCGGCACGCGGACUGCACCCGGCUCCUUGCCACCGCGCUGCGGACCACCAGAGCCCACCCAGAGGCCCCGGACCAUCUGUGAGCGCUGGAGGGAAAACCUGCUGGAGCACUACGGUGGCACGCCCAGGGAUGACCAGUAUGUGCCCCAGUGUGAUGACCUGGGCCACUUCAUGCCCCUGCAGUGCCAUGGGAAGAGUGACUUCUGCUGGUGUGUGGACAAAGAUGGCAGAGAAGUGCAGGGCACCCGCUCGCAGCCAGGCACCACCCCUGCCUGUAUCCCCACGGUUGCUCCACCCACAGUCCGGCCUGUGCCCCGGCCUGAUGUGACCCCUCCAUCUGUGGGCACCUUCCUGCUCUAUGCCCAGGGCCAGCAGAUCGGUCACUUGCCCCUCAAUGGUACCAGGCUUCAGAAGGACAUGGCCAAGACCCUGCUGUCACUGCAUGGCUCCAUAGUUGUGGGAAUUGACUAUGACUGCCGCGAGAGGAUGGUGUACUGGACAGAUGUUGCUGGACGGACAAUCAGCCGUGCCAGUCUGGAACCAGGAGCAGAGCCUGAGACGAUCAUCAACUCAGGUCUGAUAAGCCCAGAAGGACUUGCCAUCGACCACUUCCGUAGAACAAUGUACUGGACGGACAGUGGUCUGGACAAGAUAGAGAGAGCCAGGCUGGAUGGCUCCGAGCGCCAAGUCCUCUUCCACACGGACCUGGUGAAUCCGCGGGCCAUUGCUGUGGAUCCAAUCCGAGGCAACUUGUACUGGACAGACUGGAAUCGAGAAGCUCCUAAAAUUGAAACAUCUUCUUUAGAAGGAGAAAACAGAAGAAUUCUGGUGAAUAAAGACAUUGGACUACCUAACGGUUUAACCUUUGACCCCUUCUCCAAACUGCUCUGCUGGGCAGACGCAGGAACCAAAAAACUGGAGUGUACACUUCCUGAUGGGACUGGACGGCGUGUUAUUCAGAACAACCUCAACUACCCCUUUAGUAUUGUUAGCUACGCAGAUCACUUCUACCACACAGACUGGAGGAGGGAUGGUGUUAUAUCUGUAAAUAGAGACAGCGGCCAGUUUACUGAUGAGUAUCUCCCAGAGCAGCGGUCUCAUCUCUACGGGAUAACUGCAGUCUACCCCUACUGCCCAGCAGGUAAAUAA